Mycosarcoma maydis (corn smut) is the source of this 813-nucleotide messenger RNA. RefSeq lists its product as uncharacterized. The transcript has a single exon. Bases 1 to 813 code for a protein of 270 amino acids. Gene Ontology annotation, molecular function: acetate transmembrane transporter activity. Gene Ontology annotation, cellular component: plasma membrane. Lineage: Eukaryota; Fungi; Basidiomycota; Ustilaginomycetes; Ustilaginales. The record is from RefSeq and is a predicted model, not a curated record.
AUGACCACCAAGGAAUCCGAGAUUGCCUCGAACGAACACCCUGCCUACCAGCAGGCCGAUGGCUCCAAUGGCCAUGACCUCGGUCGUCAGAUCUCGGUCACUCUGACCCCACAGCAGUUCGAGGAGCUGUACCUGCAACCCAGCAUCAAGUCCAGAAGCCAGAUGGGCCUGGUAAAGACAUUCGGCAACCCAACCUCUUUUGGCAUCGUCUCUUUCCUCCUCACCCUAAUGCCCACUUCUUGCUGCUUGAUGGGCUGGCGUGGGGCCACUUCCAACUCGCUGCUAGCUCUCAUCGGAGCCUUCUACUUCAUGGGCGGUAUGGCCAUGAUCAUUGCUGGCUUGCUUGAGUUUGUCAUCGGCAACACCUUCCCUUUCCUCGUCUUCGCUUCCUUCGGCACCUUCUGGCUUACCCUGGCGGGCUACUUGGACCCACGCUUCGCCUCCCAGGCCACACUUCUCUCGGGCGAAGGUGGAAGCCCAGCUGCAUACUACGUCCCCUUCGGCUACUACCUCAUUUUUUGGGCCGUGUAUACCUACUUCCUCACCCUCGCUGCCUUCCGAACCAACGUGGUCCUCGUCUGGAUCUUGUUCUUUGUCGCCCUCACAUUCACCACCCUCGGCGCUGCCUACCUCAAAUUCGGCGAAAGCUCCCUCGCAGCCGGUGCCAACCUGAUCACCGCCGCCGGUGCUUGUGGUUUCACUGCUUGCAUGGGUGGCUUCUACAUUCUGCUUCAUCUGUGUCUCGCCGCCACCGACUUUCCCUUUAACAUUCCCCUCUUUGACUUGGCUCACCUGUGGGGUGCCAGGCAGUGA